This is a messenger RNA of Pestalotiopsis fici W106-1, 1464 nucleotides long. RefSeq lists its product as uncharacterized. The transcript has a single exon. The record is from RefSeq and is a predicted model, not a curated record. The coding region runs from base 1 to 1464 and encodes 487 amino acids. Lineage: Eukaryota; Fungi; Ascomycota; Sordariomycetes; Amphisphaeriales; Sporocadaceae.
AUGGACGACUACGCCCAUUUCCGUUCGACGCAGUUGGCGCACAUGAUCAACUGCAUUCGCACCGAAAUGGCCGGCGCAGACUUUGACCAGGCGCUUGGCCCUGAGUUUCUGCUCGCCAUUGCCCAGCUUGAGGGACUGCUGGCCCAUGGCUCACCAGAUCUCCCUGUUACGAACCUGCACCAUCAUCCCGAGGUUCGGCAAGUGAGCGGGCUGUCCGUCACUCUGCUGGAACUGUUGGUACGACAAGAGCGUCUGGCACGUCGCCCAAUCCUGAACCCGGGCUACUACGUAGCUGAGCGCAUUGGAUUCCCGCAGUGGGAGCAGAUUCCCGACGAGUCUGUCCGGUCCAAUUGCGAGGAUCCAAGCAUGUACGAACUGAACCUGUUCGGCCAGGUCGUCAGGGUUCCAGUAAAGUACCUGCUGUCGGAGAGAUACCGAAGUGUCGACACGGCCGACGAGGCUCGUGAUUACCGCAGGAUCUACCAAGUGAUCCUCGACAUCCUGGCGGCCAAGCUCGCACUCCCACCGCAGAUGGUGGAAAAUCUCAAGACUCACUGCCUUGCAUCGCACAAUAUGCGCAAGGCCAUGUCCAAGUCGGUAGCGUACCGACGUUGGCAGGAAUCGGGAGGUGUGCCAACAUUUUACGAUGUUGUUGGCAUGUAUGUUCUGGGGUUGGGCCGGUGGCACAAGCGCUUCCGAAGAGUCAUGGAGGACAAUGGACUCUUGUGGAUGGCAUGGGCACCACCGGUCCACCCCCUUCUGGCGGUUCGUCCUGGUCAGUCAGGAAUCCGGGACGCUCCCGUCAAGUGGAACGGAGAUGUCCAACCAGUUCAGCCGUACCGCCAAGGUUGUGAGCAGCCUUGGAUCGAAGUGGAGCUCAUGAACUAUGACAACUUUGGACAUUGGGUCCGAAGAGGCAAUCCUGUCAACCGACUACUUGACAACCUACAGGAUGCCAUUAUGGAUGUACAGGAGUUGCAGCAACAACCUGCACAAGUCCAGGCAAAUGCCAUGGACAUGAACCAACCCCAGGCACAGCUGGGACAGAUGCACCAGGUCGGUGGUAACGGACUCGGCCUCAACGGAACCAUGGAGCUCCUACGACGGGGACUGGGCCAUUUGUCGCGCACAGUCCAUGAGUUAGACGACGCCUACGGUCAAUACAAGGUUGCUGUUUUGAAGGCUGCUCUGGGUGCCAUGGUUGCCAUGGCCCUUGCGCGCUCAGGACUUCCUCAGGCAGUCAUUGCACACUUGGUCCGGGAAAUUCCCAUUAUUUGGGAGCAUUGUAUCACGAUAGGUCGCACUGCUGUCGCCGCUGGCCAGGAUCGAGCAGUUGCAGUCAUGGACGCCGGCCGAGAUCGAGCCAUUGCUGCCGUCGACGAUGUUUUCCGUCGAGCUGGAUACGUCCCAGUUAGACAGGUUGCACAGCCUACCCGAGGCAUGCUGAGUCGCAUGUUCUACUGA